AUGAAAAGAAAACCAAUCACGUCAUCCUCUGCCAGCAAGAAGGCGAAAACUACCAAUACAGAACAGCAACCAAUAAUCAUUUCAUCACAAGAUUCGAAUAAUGAAGAAUCGAACAAUGAUCAAUAUUAUGAUCCGGAUACUAUCUUUCUAUUAGAUUCCAAUGGUGAGUUUGUGAUAAUCCCCGAUGACCAAGAACCAAUUUCAUCAGAAGAAACAGAAGAAACUAAUUUAUUAGUUUCAUCAUCGCAAUCACCACCUUUUGAUUAUUCGAUUUAUACUAGUAUCGAUCAAUUUCUAAUAAUUCCCACACACAACUUGAUAAAGGAAAUUCCACACGAAAUUAUCGCAAAUUGGAUGUUCUACAUGGACAAACAAACUCUUUUCAAUUUCAUUAGAGUUUCUCGAGAAGUUUACAAUAUAUUUGAUGAAAUUUAUGCAGAGAGUGUGGAAAGAUUGAGAUUGGAAAUUUUAAAUAACAAGAGAAAGAGUAGUGAUUUGAAUCGAUUAUUGGAUUUGUUUUCGAAUGAAAGUCGAGAGAGAAGUGGUGAGAAAGUUAUGCUGACCUAUGAUGACUAUUUCAGAAUGAGAAGUUUUACACCGUGGCCUUUGAGUUAUUUUCAUGAUAGGACUCGGUUUGAGAGUGUUGUGAAUGAAAAUGAUCCUCAAAUUAAAGUUAUUAAUGAAAAGGCAGAUGAACAGAUGGCACGUCUAUUAGAAAUGAAUAAUGAACAAAUGAACAAAGAAACUGCUCAAUAUGAAAAGGUAUUGCCAUAUGGAGUUUUUCCAAGAAAAGACAUUUACUAUUUGACUUUUAAUCAAUUGGUAAAGAGAAAGUGUGUCAAAAAUCUGAAAGAAGACUUGUACAUGUAUACAGAUCAAGCAUAUAAAAUUGAAAGAGUGAUAACAAGUGAUUUAUAUGCAAAUGAGGAGAAGAAAUAUAGUGUGGAUUAUCAUACAUAUGUGGAUAAACACAGUCAUCCAACAACUGUAUAUAUUGAGAGAAUUGUUCGGUUUUUCAAACAUCCAAAUGAAAUGACAUUCUCUGACUUUGAUAAUAGAUUCAAGAAUAAUUUUCUUAGUGAACUAGCAAGAAUAUUAGUAUAUGAUUGUGUAUUUGAAUAUAACAAAUCAACCAAGACAAGAGAAAGAUUUGUUGUAUCUGGUGGAUCACUGCUUCACACUCUUACUGGAUGUGGCUGUCAAGAUAUUGACAUUUUUAUUAUCAAUAAUCAAGAACCCGAUGAAAUUGUCAAUCAAGCAAUCAAACAGGUUUUAUUGAAAUUUGAAGAAAAAACCUCAAACUUUACCUAUAAUAUAAUGGGUUCAAAAACUACUAUUAAUAUUUGUGAAGAAAGACCUAAAAUGAGUAUUGCAAAUGGUUAUAGAGUUGAGACCAAUCAGAAUAUUCAGAUUGUUCUUUUGAGAUAUGAUUCCAUUGAAGAGUUAUUACUAUUCUUUGAUUUGGAUUGCUGUAAAUUGGCAUUUGAUGGAAUUAGAGUUUACACAGUAUUGGAAUGUUUGAGAUCUUUAAAAUAUAAGAUUAACUUUCUUCCAAAACGGACAGGAAAUACAGAAAUCAACAGAGCUAGGGCUUUAAAAUACGGUUUUAGAGGUUUUUUUACUUUCACACUCGAUACAGAUCAUCCUCUCUCUCAUGCCAUGCAUUGUGACUUUGUUGUUGAGAAGCUCAGAAAAAAGAUAACAACAGAAUACAAAGAGACCCGAAUUGAUGAUAUUUACAAUGGUAGACGAAAUCCUACGACUCAGUUCUUUGUGCAACCAAAAGAUUUUAGCUUUGCAGCACCUAUGAAGGAAUCGUCAGAUCUCGAUGAAUCAAAUUACCUCUAUCCAUUGAUAUUGAGAAAUGUGGAUUAUCAUUUUGUUGAUUUGUGUAAAUCUAUUGGACUCGGUGCUGCAUUGUGGAAAUUGAAAAAAAACAUUUCGAGAGAACGUUCUUGUUACAUAUUUGAUUUCCUUCUCGAUGGAGAUACUAAAAGCAAGGCCCUAUUCACUUCUGAAUUGAAAUUAGAAAAUUCUGAAAGAAAGGGUGGUUCUGAAAUGUUAGAAAAGCUAAUUUCAUUAGAUGGCUACACAUUCUUAGAUAGACCUUCUGAACUUUUCAAAAACCUGCAACAAGAUUAUAAUCUCGUCAAAAACAAGUAUUCAUACUCUCACCUAGUUCAGAAAUAUAAUAUUGUGAAUUGUGCCAAAUGUUCCAACUAUAUUUAUUCAACACAAAUUGCAUCUCAAUUGAGGUUAAAGAAGAGACAACAUGACUCGUCCAUUGAAAUUCCAAAAUUUGACACAAUUAACGAAAAUAAUUUCAAUCCAGAAAUUCAUUUCUGUUGUGAUUCCUGUUUAAGGAAGGUGAAUGGCAUGAUAAAGUUUAGAGCUUUUAUCCAAUCAACAAGUUAUGGAGUUUCUGGAGCUGAAAAAGGAAUUGUAACUCUGUUAGUGGAACAAGAUCAGAAUUCAGGAAUUUCAAAGAGGAAAAUCUUUAUAUAUUUGGAAGGGGCUUAUGGACUGGAAGAAUUGCAAAUUGCAUUUUAUUCCUUACUGAAUUAUAGGAAAUAUAUUGAGUACAUUUCAGUGGAUGAUGAAAUUCAUGUAAAAUUGGCAAACACAACAAUUGUUUCGUCUGACUAUGAAGUUCUCUAUCCUCCAAAAACUUACCCUCCAAAAUUUGAUUGGAUGUUCAAUGGAUCAAUUGUUGAAAAAUACUUGAACACCCGAUUAGAUAAGAAUCGAUUAGAAUUGGCUGCUGAUAUCACUGAACAUUUCAUCACAGUUAGCCAACAUGAAUUAAACCUCUCCAUGUCUAUUCGAAAUGAUAUCCUAACCCGAUGGGAACAAAUCGAAGAAAGAAACAAGAAUGUCAUUGAUGAUGAUUUAAUUGCCUGUCCAAUUGAUUUAUUCAGCAGAGCUCAGGAUGUAAUUUUCAUCGAGAUGAAACAAGAUAAUUUUUCAAGAUUUGUCGAUUCUGAUAUUUUCAAAAAGUUUCUAAUAAGAGAAUUGAAGAAGAAUGAUCAUAUUUUGGAAUCUUUGGGCACGUGUAAAUUCAAUUCAAGAACUGGCUCUUUGGGAAGUUUAUCAUCUGAGGAUUUGAUGAAUAAUUUGACACCAGUUUCAUCUUCCAUUUCAUCUUCACCAUUACAUGCAAUUUCACAUUCACAACCAAAUAAUUCUAGUUUUUCUGGGAAUGUGAAUUUAACUCCAAGAAGUUCUCAAGAUAGUGAGAGUGAUUCACUCGAUGAGAAAAUUGCAACUUUCUAUGAGAAACAAAAUGAUUCGAAUGAAAGUUUACUCUUGCCAAUUAUUGAUGAUAUGAGUCCAUAUAUAACUCCAAAAGAUUAUGAUUUGGGAAUGAAACUUGUAAAUUCAUUGAAUGAUUCGAAUAUGUGGAAAACUAUUGAUGAAAAAGUUGGACUCAAGACACUUGUCAGUAAUCCUGUUUUUAGUUUUUCUCCAAGAAAGAGUGAAAGUGGGAAGAUAAUUGUCUGCAAUUCUGGAAUUCUCACUGGUAAACCAAGAGAUUGGUUGAAUUUGUUAUUCUCUGAUUCUAUCAAUAAGAUGAUUCAUGAAAAGAUGAAGAAGAGAUUCCAAGUUGACUAUAUCAAAAUUAAUCCAAAGAAUGGAGCUCACUACCCAAACACAAUAGUAUACACUGAAGCUCAAUUUCCAUUUCCAUUGACUAAUAGAGAUUUCAUCUUUUGUAGAAGUGUAAUUCCAGAUCUUUACAAUGAAACUACUGGAGAAUAUGACAGAUAUGUCUUUAUUCAAAAACCAACUCAACAUCACGAAUAUCCAGCCAGAAACUCACCAAUCAGAGCACUCCACUACAUUUUCUACAUUGUUGAAAAGAAGACUCAAUCCAGUGUUAAAUAUUCAGUAUUCGAAACUGGAGAUCUCUCCGGCAAAAUUCCACCAAAGAUUGUUUCAAGCUUUUUCAAGACUAUUGCUAAUGCCAUGCACAAGAAAGUCAUCAAAGCAUGUGAAAAGAUCUAUAACGAAGAAAUCGUUUCCAAAGAUGCUGAUGGCGCCCUAUCAACCCUCACUGAAAUGCUCAAAUAUUUGGAACAUGAAAGAGCUAACAAGUCAAACUCAACAAUAGCUGAAAAACAUUAA
Molecule: messenger RNA, 4125 nt
Organism: Naegleria gruberi
Lineage: Eukaryota; Heterolobosea; Eutetramitea; Acrasida; Naegleriidae
Exons: 2
Coding region: 1-4125 (1374 amino acids)
Molecular function (GO): protein binding
Source: RefSeq, a predicted model, not a curated record